UGUGGAGGUCACGGGAGAGGUUUCCUUUUCUCACUUCCUGGUUUAUACAGUAUUACAUUUAUAUACAUAUUGAGAACUAAGAAACAACGUGGACGUAAUGGCGUGUUUACACGUAAUUCUGUUUAUCACAGUUCUUGUAGAUGCCGUGUCGUCUGCAGUCUACUGCUCCUUUAAGAAAUACUCCACUAACUUCAAUUACUACUACUCUAACUACAAACAGUCCACGACCUACUACAUCCAAGUUUGUGGUGACUAUUGCUCCUACAACUCAUGUGGAGACAGCUACAGUCAAGUAUCCACUUCUUACGCAUACACUGCUUCCUUAGUUGGAGUAAUCAUCGGAUCGGUGUUGGGGAUUAUUGUGUUGGGCGUUUCAGUUGGAGUGGCAUGCUACUGCGGUCGGGUGAAGAGAGGGAGCCCGGGGCAGAUCCUCAACCCCGUCGUCACAUCUACCAUACCGUACACACCCACGCCUGAUAUGGGACACCCCUCUGGAAGUCCUGGUGUCGGAGUAAUUAGUACCCCUCCCUACCCGGUGACAUCAGACAAUACAACUGUGGCAUCCAAGAAUGACGACAUCCCCACUUCCACCAUAUAGAGAUGAAAGUGGAAUCAGCUUCAAUACUUAUAAUCAUAACAUGAAAAAUAAUGCCUAUAAACAAACCCGGUUACUUACAAUUAUGACUAGGCUGAAGCUAGCAGCCACUAACCUGCAGCCAAUAAGGCCAUAGAAGCUAGCAGCCAAUAUGAAAGUUCAUCAAAGUACUGCGAGUUUUCAGACGGAAUACUAAAAUGUAACACAUAAUAAAUCAAAGUUAAUAAUUUUUCAACAGUUAAUCAAUAAAUCGUCUGAAACUCACAGUACUUUGAUGAACUUUCUCAUUGGCUGCUACCAUCUAUGGCCUUAUUGGCUGUUGGUUAGUGGCUGCUAGCUUAAGCCUAGUACAAUUAUGAUUAUGAGAAAAUCCUUGCCGAGCCUUGGAAAUAAGGGUGAUACUUAGAAUUGCUAAUUUAUAUUAGCUGUUACGAUAAGCAUUUAAUUUAGGGUAUUCUGCAGCUUUGAAAUUUCAUAAUGCUAGAUAGUCAUCAAAUUUCGUCCAGUAAGUAUUCGAGAAGCAUUUAUUUUGCUUUGAAUUAGCUUUGAGCCCGCUUAUCACUCCAUCAUCUCAUAUGUACAGAGAUGUAUAUAGGGAGGAAUGUUGAUCAUCACACCUUGAGUCAGCAAAAUUACAGUGACUGGUCAAGAUUGACAAUCCAGCCGCCUAAUGGAGUUUAGUUUCUGGUUGUUAUUUGACCACUACCUGAUAGCAGCUUUAUGGAUACCAGGACAUGCCCACUUACUUGUGGGCCGCACGUCUUGGAGACAAGCCUUCAAUCAGUCCCUGUAGCCUAGCCUAAAAUCUGUUAGCACUCGGUGAAUGUGUGUCGGCGCCAGAAGGCACUGCAUAGGACUUGUCAAAACUAACAGACUGGUAUUUAUGUAGAAUGUGGCCCCAACGCAUAUGUAUUUGCAUUUUACAGUGAUUAUGUAUGAAUGUACAUGUGUUAAUAUACAGAGGACUAAAAUAGGCUGUGCCUGCUGCUUAAUCCUAUUCAUUUUGUGUAUAAGAUAUUGUUUGAAUAAAUAGAAAUAUCAGUUCACUAAAA
This is a messenger RNA of Ostrea edulis (European flat oyster), 1647 nucleotides long. RefSeq lists its product as uncharacterized. Bases 98 to 598 code for a protein of 166 amino acids. Lineage: Eukaryota; Metazoa; Mollusca; Bivalvia; Ostreida; Ostreidae. The transcript has 4 exons. The record is from RefSeq and is a predicted model, not a curated record.